This is a messenger RNA of Suillus subalutaceus, 579 nucleotides long. RefSeq lists its product as uncharacterized. The annotation marks the transcript as partial. The transcript has a single exon. NCBI's taxonomy places the organism in Eukaryota, Fungi, Basidiomycota, Agaricomycetes, Boletales, Suillaceae. The record is from RefSeq and is a predicted model, not a curated record.
UCGACGCGUCUACUCGCUGCACGGAUGGCGCGCACUCGAGUCGGUGGGAAGCAGAAAGGUCCCCGAGAUCCCACCAAAGAAGCUCGCAUUCAGGCUGCCAUCCGUGAUACCUUGACUGGUGUUCAUGCCAGUUUUCCCAGUGCUGCCAUAGCUCACAAUGUAAGCACUCCCUCAACAAUUUUGUUGCAACUCAAUUUUCCUUCAGGUACCCCCACCAACUGCGAGAUCGUGCGGCAGGCAAACACCAUACUCGACGCUCGUUCCUCAACGAAUCCCAAGAAAGAGUACUGGUGGACUGGUGCCACCAUAACUCGAAUUCAGCAACCCCUUUACAUCCUCGAAAACUCCGCGCUCAAAUACUGGAGAUGGUCAACAGCAUCACGACAAGAACAUUUGACAGUCCCUUCACAUCAUAUAAACGGAAAGAAGAUCUGGAAGCACUCGCUGGAGCACUUGGACUCUCAAGAGAUGGAAAAAUUGCUGAUCUUUCAGCACGGAUCAAAGCUCACUUGGAAGAUCCUGACACUCGCGCAGCUCUUGCAGAUAACCCUCGAUUUUCAGCGCUAUAUGGUUCGAAAC